Molecule: messenger RNA, 1611 nt
Organism: Aspergillus saccharolyticus JOP 1030-1
Lineage: Eukaryota; Fungi; Ascomycota; Eurotiomycetes; Eurotiales; Aspergillaceae
Product: pyruvate dehydrogenase (acetyl-transferring) subunit E1 beta
Exons: 5
Coding region: 80-1213 (377 amino acids)
Biological process (GO): pyruvate decarboxylation to acetyl-CoA
Molecular function (GO): pyruvate dehydrogenase (acetyl-transferring) activity
Source: RefSeq, a predicted model, not a curated record
CUCUCAUUGUACGGACUCCUGUGUUGAUCAACUUACGAGGCCUCUGAAGGUGCUGUCCGAUUGACUUUCUUAUUCGGCCAUGGCUGCUCCCCGACUUUUCCGCCCAGCAGCUCGUCUGCUUCCCUCGCGCCUUUCCUCGACUCCUCUUCUCCCGAAUUUCCCGCGAGUUGCCCGCGCCCCUUCUAUCCUGUGCUCUAGGGGUUACGCCUCUGAAGCAGGUGCGAAGGAGGUCACAGUCCGUGAUGCGUUGAAUGAAGCUCUCGCCGAGGAGCUUGAGGGCAAUGAGAAAACUUUCGUGAUGGGAGAGGAAGUCGCGCAGUACAACGGAGCAUACAAGGUGACGAGAGGUCUACUGGACCGCUUUGGCCCAAAGAGAGUUAUUGACACCCCCAUUACGGAGGCUGGUUUCACCGGUCUCGCCGUCGGCGCCGCCCUUGCCGGACUCCACCCUAUUUGCGAGUUCAUGACUUUCAACUUCGCCAUGCAGUCGAUCGAUCAUAUCAUCAACUCCGCGGCCAAGACACACUACAUGUCCGGAGGAAUUCAGCCUUGCAACAUCACUUUCCGCGGACCUAAUGGAUUUGCUGCCGGCGUUGCUGCUCAGCACUCUCAAGACUACUCUGCUUGGUAUGGCAGCAUCCCUGGUUUGAAGGUCGUUGCUCCCUGGAGCGCCGAAGAUGCCAAGGGUCUGUUGAAGGCUGCCAUUCGUGACCCCAACCCCGUUGUCGUUUUGGAGAAUGAGCUUCUGUACGGUCAAGCUUUCCCGAUGAGCGAGGCUGCUCAGAAGAACGAUUUCGUUCUUCCUAUUGGCAAGGCCAAGAUUGAACGCCAAGGCAAGGAUCUCACGAUUGUCUCCCUCUCCCGCUGUGUGGGUCAGUCACUCAACGCCGCUGCCCAACUCAAACAGAAGUAUGGUGUGGAGGCUGAAGUCAUCAACCUUCGUUCCGUCAAGCCCCUUGACGUGGAGACCAUUAUCCAGUCCCUCAAGAAGACGGGCCGUCUCAUGUGUGUCGAGUCCGGCUUCCCCAUGUUCGGAGUGGCAUCUGAGAUCCUUGCUCUGUCCAUGGAGUAUGGCUUCGAUUAUCUCACUGCUCCUGCUGUCCGUGUCACCGGUGCUGAGGUUCCUACUCCCUACGCCGUUGGCUUGGAGCAAAUGAGCUUCCCUCAGGAAGACACAAUCGUCAACCAGGCUGCCAAGCUGCUGCGCCUGUAAGAUAAUUCGUUGUACGUGAAAAGCAGGCGGUUUGAAACCCCAGUUAAUAAAGCCUGAUGUGCCUAGCAUCCUAUGAUCGUUGCCAGUCACUUUCAAUAUUCCAUCUCGUCUUGCCCUACCCCCUGUCCAGAAUUUGUACGACUACGCAACAGAACCAAUUUCAAUUUGCAUUCUUAGACAAUUACUUAUGCCGAACUAUUUCACAUAGAUCUUAUCAUGUGUCAAUGUUUUACAAUUCCGGUAUGUGGUUGUUGAAUCAUAGCACCGCGCAUACAACUGAGGUUGAGUUGGCCGACUAGGGUGGAACGAGAUGAUACCUGCGGAACGCCUGAAACUAGAAUAAGACCAGAAGCAUUAGGACAGGAGAUAAAGAUCAGUAACUAAAAUAUAUAUACCCC